This is a messenger RNA of Ciona intestinalis (vase tunicate), 2035 nucleotides long. NCBI's taxonomy places the organism in Eukaryota, Metazoa, Chordata, Ascidiacea, Phlebobranchia, Cionidae. The record is from RefSeq and is a predicted model, not a curated record.
AUAAGGUUUAGUUAUUAGAAAAUUUAAAAAUUUGGUUGAGUUGGGAAGAAAUUGACUGCUGUCAUAUAUAAUGGCUCUUUUCCUUAUCAACAGAUACACAGGAGAAAAAGAAAACAAAGAGAUUAAUCGAAAAAGAAAUGCUGAAACUGUGCUGUUAGAACUACAGAAAAAGGCAAAAAUCCAGAAAGUGGUCUCAGAAAAGUUGACACUAAGUGAUGAAAAGAAAAAGAAGAAAAGAAAAAAAACAAAAGAUAGUAAGGAUGAAGUGGCAAAACUUUCUGUACAAACGUUGCCUUUCAUUGAAAAAACAGGUGUGGUAGUCGAAGCAUGUCAAGAUGUACAAAAGUGUGAAACUGUUUCAAAACCUGAUAAAAAAGAAGAGACUAACAAUGUUAUAAGCAACACUAUUUCAUCUGAAAACCCAUAUGACCCACUCUCACAGUUUAAAGAAGGGCUUAAAAAGAAAGAACUAGGUUUUCAAAUUCUUGGUGAAGAUGUUGAAUCGCAUCAAACUAAGGUGACCAGGCAUCUUCCUGAAUGGAUAACCAAUCGCAUCAUCAUUAAUGAUGUGAAAUCUGAAUUAAUCUCAACAUCCGAUAUACAACCGAACAUUGAUCAAGUUCUUAUUCAAAACUUAAAGGAUAUUGGAAUAACUCAGCUAUUUCCUGUGCAACAAAAAGUGAUUCCUUACAUACUACGAGAUGCACAAAGAAGUAUUUCACAUCAACUUUUCCCUCCCAGAGAUUUGUGUGUAAGCGCUCCCACUGGCAGUGGCAAAACAAUUGCAUUUGCUCUUCCUAUAGUUCAGGCGUUGCUACAAAGAGUUGUUCCUGCUACUCGAGCCUUGGUGGUUUCCCCCACCCGAGAAUUAUCAGCGCAAAUUUACAAAGUGUUCGUAUCAUUAUGUCGAAACACACAACUUAAGUGUAUUCUCAUCACAGCUGCCAAGGGAUCCUUACUUCAAGAGCAACGAGCAUUACUUAAUUUUGGAAAAACUGGUUUAGCUUGUCCAGCAGAUAUUGUCGUAGCAACACCUGGUCGUUUGGCUGAUCAUCUUUCACAGACUAGUGCAUUUAGCUUGGAUAAAUUAAGGUUUCUUGUAAUAGAUGAAGCCGAUCGCAUGAUGGAACAAAUCCACCAACGAUGGUUGACUUUAGUGGAACAGAAAGUUUACAAAGAUUCUUUCAAACCACUCCCGCAACAUCUGGCUCUAAAAAGUGUCACCAAGAAUCGAAUACCGUUGCAGAAACUACUUUUCUCAGCAACUUUAAGUGCUGACCCCGAGAAAUUGCAACAACUUAAUUUGUUUCAACCUCGCUUGUUUGCUGCCGUUGUUAAACCUGUACAAGACAACAACAUGAAGUGUGACGUAGAAGAAAAUGACUUCAUUGGAAAAUAUGCAACACCUGAUGGCUUGGAGCAAUACAUGAUACAUUGUACUGCUGGUGAGAAACCACUCAUCACAUUAAACUUGGUGUUAAACAAAACUCGAGUUUUAUGUUUUGCUGGUUCCAUUGAAACUACCAGGAAGUUAUCCAUGCUUAUACAGAUGUAUGCUGAUAAAGAAGGGAAAAAGGAAUUCAUUUGCACCGAGUUUGCUUCCCAUUUACCUUCAUCGAAACGUGGCAAAGUUUUGAAAGACUUUAUCUCUGGAAAAAUCAACGUGCUUGUAUGUUCUGAUUCGAUGGCUCGCGGUCUUGAUGUGCCUUGUGUUGAACAUGUGAUAUUGUAUGACGUACCACCGCUCAUUAAAACUUACAUACAUCGAAUCGGUCGCACAGCUCGAGCAGGUGCCACUGGUACAGCAUACACACUUCUGAGAAAACAAGAAAUAUUCCACUUUAAAAAGAUGAUCGCAGACGCCGGCAAAUGUAAAGUCAAAACAAUGAAAAUUCCAAAAGAAUCUACUCAAAAAAUGGUUUCAAUAUACGAACAGGUUUUACCAAUGGUAGCUGAGAAAAUGAAAACACUCAAACGGUAGAAGUAUCAAUAUUACUACCAAGACUAGAUCUUGAAAUAAACCAUAAAUCCUUUA